GAGAAGAUGAGUGCCAGGGUGGAUGUGGAAACAAACUUUGCCGAAUGUGUCUUAAAUGCAGGAAAAAUCAUCGUUGGGAAUUAGCAAAGGAAAGAAAUAGAAGCCUCAAUAGCAAAAGAGACGGAAUAAAAUUCAAUCAUCAUGAAUGCAAUAUGUGCUCUGCUUAAUGCUAGUUGUGGAGUAGUCAAGGCUGAGAUUGAGAACAAAAACUACAACUAUGGGGGCUCUUUAGAUGAGAUGCAGCAAGGAGACCUCUUUCUGGCUUUUGUGAAGUCAUGGAAUGCUGAGGCUUCUGGUGUAUGACCGGCUACCUUGUCCUCCAAUUUGUACCAUAGAUACAGAACAUCAGCUGAUGUCAUGCGUUCUCAGGAAGCACUGGCAUUCCUCGAAGGGAGAACUCAAGACUUUUACAUGUCCCGGUGCUUUAAUGAGAGUCUCCCCAGUUGUGUUUCUGCACUUGCAAAUACUGAAGGAGGGUAUAUAUUUUUUGGUGUGCAUGAUGAGACUAAUUAAGUCAUUGGAUGUGAAAAGGAGGAAAUAGAUCUUGUCGCCUUGAGUAAUUCUAUUGGUUACUGUAUUAGGAAGCUACCUGUCCAUCAUUUCUGCACACAGAGGCAUGAGAUAAAAUACUCUGUCAAAUUCCUUGAAGUGCAUGAUCAAGGGGCCCUCCAUGGAUAUGUCUGUGCAGUCAAGGUGGAACGAUUUUGCUGUGCAGUGUUUGCCAAAGUGCCAAGCUCCUGGCAGGUGAAGGACAAUUGUGUGAAACAGCUGGUAACAAAGGAAUGGAUAGUUUGGAUUAUGGAAGCUGACCCAGAGCAGUUAUCACAGUCACCAGGCCAUCUUGGCAAUGGCGCAAUGGAACCCUACCUGGAUGGUUUCACCAUUGGACUCCCUCCAAUUUCCUAG
Neogale vison (American mink) is the source of this 906-nucleotide messenger RNA. It is a transcript of the gene SLFN5, whose product is annotated as schlafen family member 5. The record is from RefSeq and is a predicted model, not a curated record. NCBI's taxonomy places the organism in Eukaryota, Metazoa, Chordata, Mammalia, Carnivora, Mustelidae.